Vitis riparia (riverbank grape) is the source of this 1317-nucleotide messenger RNA. RefSeq names its product pantoate--beta-alanine ligase. Bases 155 to 1111 code for a protein of 318 amino acids. The record is from RefSeq and is a predicted model, not a curated record. NCBI's taxonomy places the organism in Eukaryota, Viridiplantae, Streptophyta, Magnoliopsida, Vitales, Vitaceae. Gene Ontology annotation, molecular function: pantoate-beta-alanine ligase activity. Gene Ontology annotation, biological process: pantothenate biosynthetic process. The transcript is spliced from 4 exons.
AAUUUCUCCUCGUGGGGUGGAGGGUCAAUCAUUUUAUACAAGAAGCACUCAUUAUCAGAUACAUUCUAAUUCAUAUUUGUCUUCCAUUCCUAUAAAACUACACUCGGCCGAACGCCACAUUCAGAAUUCACCAACCCACGGAAGCAAAAAAAAUAUGAGAACAAUGGAACUCAGAGAAGCAGAGAUAAUCAGAGACAAGGAUGAGAUGAGGAGAUGGUCGAGGCGGAUGAGAUCCCAAGGAAAGACCAUAGGCUUGGUACCCACGAUGGGGUACCUCCACCAAGGCCAUAUCUCCCUCAUCAAAGAAGCCCACAAACACACCGACCUCAUUGUUGUCUCAAUCUAUGUGAACCCAGGUCAGUUCGCCCCCUCUGAGGACCUCUCCACAUACCCAUCUGAUUUUCAUGGCGAUUUGCAGAAGCUCAUGGCCGUUCCUGGCGGAGUUGAUGCCGUUUUCCACCCCCACAAUUUGUACGAUUAUGGGAGUGUUGGUGGUGGUGGGCGUUCUGGGGAUUGUGAUGUGAGAGAAGAAGGAAAAGGGGUGAUUUCUUGUUUGGAAGAGAGGGGUUUUGGCCAUGAGACAUGGGUAAGGGUAGAGAGGUUGGAAAAGAGUAUGUGUGGGAAGAGUAGGCCUGUGUUCUUUCGAGGGGUUGCCACAAUUGUUUCCAAGUUGUUCAAUAUUGUAGAGCCUGAUGUUGCGGUGUUUGGGAAGAAGGAUUACCAGCAAUGGCGAAUUAUAAGCCGAAUGGUUCGAGAUCUUGAUUUUGCCAUAAAAGUAAUAGGCUCAGAAAUAGUGCGUGAUGCUGAUGGGCUCGCAAUGAGUUCCCGCAAUGUUCACUUAUCACCUGAAGAAAGAGAAAAGGCAUUGUCCAUAAAUAGGUCACUGUCAAGAGCUAAAUUUGCUGCAGAAAAGGGUCAAACUAAUUGCAGAGAGUUAAGGGAUUUGGUCAUUCAAGCAAUAGAAGAAGCGGGUGGAAGAAUUGAUUAUGCUGAGAUUGUAGAGCAAGAGAGUUUGGAAGCGGUAGAAGAGAUCAGGAAUCCUGUUGUCUUUUGUGUUGCUGCUCGGUUUGGAAAGGUCAGGCUCCUUGACAACAUGGAAAUCAAUGCAUGAAAGCUGUUGAUCUCUGGCUUUUCAUUAGGUUAUUCUUCCCUGCUUGCAGAGUCUCAUGCAGUCAUAUUGAGGUUGUAGGUGAUGAGGUCUCACUCAUCACUGACCAUUUCGAACCCAUUUUUGUAUGUUAUUUCUGGUCAGAUGUGUAACUCAAUAAUUUAAUUCUACGACAUUACGAUUUGAAAUGAGAAUCUAUUUUUCCAAUA